AUGGCUUCGAGAUAUGUGGACUCUCCUGUCGACUGUAGCGUCAAAUGUGAUCGGACCAAAGUGAAGGGAAAGACUGCCAUCAUUACAGGAGGGGCAAAUGGAAUUGGGGCAGCGUAUGCCAAAGCUUUGGCUGACGCAGGAGCAUACGUCAUGAUUGGUGACCUGGACGACGUUCGCGCCGAGAGGAUUGUGUCUUUAUACCCCGGACAAAUUUGGGCAUCCCAUUGCGACGUGACCAGUUGGGACGAUCAGGCAAGGAUGUUCCAAGCGACGCUGAAAGAGUUGCCAACUGGACGUGUUGACAUCGUCGUCGCAAACGCAGGCAUUAGUGGCCAAGAUCCAGUCUUUGUGGAAGAUGACGCCGCGGGGUCGACGCCUCAGAAGCCGAAUCUCAAAAUUCUGGACAUCAACCUCAUUGGAGUUAUGUACACGAUCAAGCUGGCUCUAUUUUACUUCCGCAAACAAUACAAUGCUGCUGUCGCAUCGGGACAGGAGGGCAUCGACUCUAGCCUUGUUCUUCAAGGCAGUCUGGCCGGAUUUGUCGAUCAGCCUGGAUCGCCACAAUACAACGCCUCCAAGUUUGGACUUCGAGGUACUAUGAGGUGCCUGAGAAGAACUUCCUUACAGCACGGCACCAGAGUCAACUACAUUGCGCCAUGGUACAUCAAAACAGAUAUCAUUAGCGAUGCCGUGGCGGAACGCAUCACCGACAAAGGAGCUGUAUUUGCGUCGAUAGAUGACGCGGCUGAAGCUCUUCUCAGGGCAGCUUGUGAUAAGAGCGUCUGUGGUCGAGCACUCGCUAUCGUGCCUCGUAUAUGGGCUACUUUGGGAUAUCUAGAUGUGGAUCACGACGAUUAUAAGGAAGGCGACUUUCUCAAACAAUGGCAAGAAAUAGUCCUGAAGACCAGUCACAGAUUGACGGGACCAUCAGUCGCCGAUUGA
Molecule: messenger RNA, 942 nt
Organism: Fonsecaea multimorphosa CBS 102226
Lineage: Eukaryota; Fungi; Ascomycota; Eurotiomycetes; Chaetothyriales; Herpotrichiellaceae
Exons: 7
Coding region: 1-942 (313 amino acids)
Source: RefSeq, a predicted model, not a curated record